Fraxinus pennsylvanica is the source of this 300-nucleotide messenger RNA. NCBI's taxonomy places the organism in Eukaryota, Viridiplantae, Streptophyta, Magnoliopsida, Lamiales, Oleaceae. The record is from the annotation of a GenBank genome assembly.
AUGAAAACCCAAGUUGAGGAAAAAUGCUCAUCUUUCUUCGAAAAAUGGAUGCGUCUACUAGAAGAAUUUCUUCGAUAUUAUCUGAGGAUUUCAGUGGAGAAUUCUAAGGGAGUGGACUAUGACGUUUUGGUUAAUAAGCUGACAGACCAUCACAAGGAGUACUAUACUUAUAAAUGGGCUGCGGCACAUGACGACGUUUUGGCGUUCUUCGUGCCUGUUUGGUUAAGCCCGGUUGAGAACGCCAAUCUUUGGGUCACGGAUGGAAACCGUCAAUGGCUUUUCGGCUCAUUGAGUCAAUGA